This is a messenger RNA of Sporisorium graminicola, 1038 nucleotides long. RefSeq lists its product as uncharacterized. The transcript has a single exon. Gene Ontology annotation, molecular function: hydrolase activity, hydrolyzing O-glycosyl compounds. NCBI's taxonomy places the organism in Eukaryota, Fungi, Basidiomycota, Ustilaginomycetes, Ustilaginales, Ustilaginaceae. Gene Ontology annotation, biological process: carbohydrate metabolic process. The coding region runs from base 1 to 1038 and encodes 345 amino acids. The record is from RefSeq and is a predicted model, not a curated record.
AUGAAGACCAACUCGCUCGGCCUGCUUAGCGUCCUCCUCGGCGUGUCGACUCUGUCGGCGUCGGCAUCCGCAUCAGUCAUCCCCUCUGACUCGGUCUCGGACCACACGCUCACCACCCGAGCCGCUUCGACGCUCGACGCUGCCAUGCGGGCCAAGGGCAGAAAGUACAUCGGCACAUGCGCGGACAGCUACACGCUCUCCAACUCUGCGGUCAGCAGCAUCAUCAAGAGCGAGAUGGGCCAGGUGACGCCGGAGAACUCGAUGAAGUGGGAUGCCACUCAGCCGAGUCGUGGGCAGUUCACGUUUGACGGUGCAGACGCGCUGGUCAACUAUGCCACGUCGAACGGCAAGCUCAUCCGCGGACACACGCUGGUGUGGCACUCGCAACUGCCGCAGUGGGUGCAGAGCAUCACCGACCCGACGGACCUGACCAACGUGAUCAAGCAGCGCAUCGCCACGCUCAUGGGCCGCUACAAGGGCAAGAUCUACGCCUGGGAUGUGGUCAACGAGAUCUUCAACGAGGACGGCUCGAUGCGCCAGAGCGUCUUCUACAAGGUGCUCGGUGAGAACUUUGUCAAGAUCGCCUUUGACGCCGCGCGCGCCGCCGACCCCAACGCCAAGCUCUACAUCAACGACUACAACCUCGACGACCCCAACUACGCCAAGCUGCGCGGCCUCGUCUCCAAGGUCAAACAGUGGCGGUCCCAGGGCAUCCCCAUCGACGGCAUCGGCUCCCAGUCGCACCUCAGCACGAAAGGCUCGUUCCCGGACUCGUCGGCCGUCGGUGCCGCCAUGAGCUCCCUCUGCGCCGCCGCCCCCGAGUGCGCAAUGACCGAACUCGACAUCGCCCAGGCCGGCACCGACCAGUACACAAAGGCCACCCAGGCCUGUUUGAACCAGAGCAACUGCGUCGGCAUCACCCUCUGGGGUGUCAGCGACAACCUCUCCUGGAGAUCCAGCACAAACCCGCUGCUCUGGAACGGCUCGUACCAGAAGAAGCCCGCGUACUCGGCUGUCCUCAACACGCUCAACCAAUAA